AUGUGGACUGGAGCCCUGUGCCCACCGGCCCCGGGGGAUGCUGGGAGGGCAAGUGGGGCGUCCACUCUUCCUGUGCCUCCCCUCACCCUGCCUCUGGCACAUUCCACAGGAGGCAGCUCCAAAGGAGAAGUGGACCCAUUCCACUAUGACUAUGACACUGUGCGGAAAGGGGGCCUCAUCUUCGCGGGCAUCGCGUUUGUGCUGGGCCUCCUCAUCAUCCUCAGCAAGACGCUGCGAUGUGGAGGCAAGAAGCAUCGGCAAGUAGACGAAGAUGACCUGUAAUAACAGAGCCGGCUGAGCCCUCCACCGCCCCGGGCCCCUUGGGACACCUUCCCCUGGCCAUCAUCCUCUGUCCCCAGCUCUG
Messenger RNA from Sorex fumeus (smoky shrew), 364 nucleotides. RefSeq names its product FXYD domain containing ion transport regulator 2 (gene FXYD2). The transcript is spliced from 5 exons. The record is from RefSeq and is a predicted model, not a curated record. Gene Ontology annotation, biological process: monoatomic ion transport; regulation of sodium ion transmembrane transporter activity. Lineage: Eukaryota; Metazoa; Chordata; Mammalia; Eulipotyphla; Soricidae. Gene Ontology annotation, molecular function: sodium channel regulator activity. Bases 1 to 282 code for a protein of 93 amino acids. Gene Ontology annotation, cellular component: membrane.